Messenger RNA from Larimichthys crocea (large yellow croaker), 2794 nucleotides. It is a transcript of the gene flvcr2b, whose product is annotated as FLVCR choline and putative heme transporter 2b. Gene Ontology annotation, molecular function: heme transmembrane transporter activity; heme binding. Lineage: Eukaryota; Metazoa; Chordata; Actinopteri; Sciaenidae. Gene Ontology annotation, biological process: heme export; transmembrane transport. Bases 613 to 2124 code for a protein of 503 amino acids. Gene Ontology annotation, cellular component: membrane. The record is from RefSeq and is a predicted model, not a curated record. The transcript is spliced from 11 exons.
AACAGGCAUUAUCUCAGAGUAGACAAUGCACACAUUUACAGGCGUUUUUACAAACUUUUUGAGAUAUCUCCGCGUUACAGACUGCUCCGAUAACACAAAGAACAGUAAAUGUAACUCCGCCCUUGUGCUUGUGUUGACCAACUUGUUUCAAGAUCCCAAAGCGGGUUUUAUGUCCGGGUGGAGGGUCAUAUGAGGCACUCCUACACGUGUUAACACUCGGAUAAAGUCGACCUGAAAGGCAGGAUAAUAUACAUACAUAAAAUUAUCUGUGACUUUAAAUUAGAUUUUUAUUGUACAAACUUUGGGCGGCUACUUGAACUCACUUCAACCCGGGGGAGGUAAAUGAAUUUAUGGUGCCGAGAGUGCCGCACAAACUGGAAGUUGUUAAAGCCUUCACUACUUGUUUAAUAACUAUUCCGAUACAGACUCAAACAUAUGUCUGAACUUCUCCUUUUGUAGCGGAAAACAUGAAGUCGUAGGACUGACUGUCGUUACCGUGGCGCGCUGGAUUGUUUAGUGUUCACACAUGAAACAGGACGACUCUCACUUAGUUAUUUAACCACAAUAUAGUUGUUAAACUUUAUACUCCAUGAGUAUAUUGAAUAGUUUAAUAUGGGCGAGAAACAAUCGUUAGGAGAUGGUAAACUAAACGGGGAACAGAUCAAGGCAGACUUGGAGGACCAUGUCAAGCUGGAGGCGGGUGAGGCGGCGCAGUGCGCCGGCGAUCAGGCUCCGCUGGACGGUCAAGAAACGCUACAACCCACCCGCCUGUACAAGCGACGCUGGAUGAUUGUCCUCCUGUUCAGCUCCUAUUCACUCUGCAACUCCUUCCAAUGGAUACAGUACGGCAUCAUCGGCAACAUUUUCAUGAAGUUCUACAACGUGGACGCCUUCACCAUAGACUGGAUGUCUAUGAUCUACAUGCUGACUUACAUUCCCUUAAUCUUCCCGGUGACCUGGCUGCUGGACAAAAAGGGGCUCCGGGUCAUCGCGCUUGUGGCCACAGCUCUAAACUGUGCGGGGACGUGGAUCAAAGUGGCCAGCGUUAGACCCAACCUGUUCGCCGUCACCUUUCUGGGACAGUUCUGCUGCUCGUUCGCGCAGGUGUUCAUCCUCGGGAUGCCGUCGAGAAUCGCUUCAGUGUGGUUCGGUUCAGAGGAAGUGUCCACCGCCUGCUCCAUCGGAGUCUUUGGGAAUCAGCUGGGUAUCGCCAUUGGGUUCCUCGUGCCUCCUAUCUUGGUGCCGAAUGUGGACGACAUGGAUGAGCUGGCUCACCACAUCAGCAUUAUGUUCUACAUCACAGCAGGAGUGGCGACAUUCCUCUUCAUCCUUGUUGUCUUUGUCUUCCAGGAGCAUCCUAAACUUCCUCCAACUCAAGCCCAGGCCAGAGCUCGUGUCAUCUCACCUGAGCAGUACUCCUACACUGCCUCCAUCCUCCGGCUGCUCCGCAACAAGCCCUUCAUCCUCCUCAUCAUCACUUAUGGUUUGAACGUCGGUUGUUUCUACGCUGUAGGCACGCUGCUGAACCGCAUGAUCAUCAUGCAUUACCCUGGAGAAGAGGUGAAUGCUGGGAGGAUUGGCCUCACUAUUGUCAUUGCAGGGAUGGUCGGCUCCCUGAUCUGUGGCAUUUGGUUGGACAAAACUAAAACCUACAAGCAGACAACUCUCGCGGUCUACUUCAUGUCUCUGGUCGGGAUGAUAGUCUAUGCUGCUACACUCAGUCUCGGACACCUCUGGGUGGUCUUCAUCACCGCUGGAUCUCUUGGAUUCUUCAUGACGGGCUACCUGCCUCUGGGCUUUGAGUAUGCAGUUGAGCUGACGUACCCAGAGUCAGAGGGAACCUCAUCAGGACUCCUCAACUGUUCGGCACAGGUGUUUGGCAUUAUAUUCACUAUCUGCCAGGGGAAGAUCAUCGACCACUUUGGCACGCUGGCAGGAAACAUCUUCCUCUGUGUCUUUCUUCUAAUUGGCACAAUAAUGACAGGCUUAAUAAGGUCAGAUCUACGGAGACAAAACGCGAACCUGUUGGCCAAAGCAGAAGCGGAGAGGCAGAUGUCCGGACAAGACUACGGAGCCACGGCGCUAAUCUCCCAGCCGCAGACUCCUCUCAACUCUGAUCAAUAAACUUUUCUGUUUCCACAAAAAAAAAAAAAAAUCUGCUCAAAUCUUAGCUCAACACGCAGAUGCACAAAGGGACCUGACAGCCCCAACGGGAGCCUGCCUGUAACUUCAAUCAUCAGUGAAUCCAAGUUUUAGACACACACACGAUACAAAAAAUGACCAUGAUCUCCCUCCUGUUACAGAGUUAAAACAGCACAGUCAGGACCCACUUCCCUUUUAAGAUGUUAAAUGUACAGAGUUGUAUUAACUAUUUAUAAAAAUAAAAAUAAAUCACUACAAUUAAAUCUUAUUUGUAAUGCACAAUUCACAGUUUGGAAUUAUGUUUUAUAUGUAAUUGUACAUGAAAUGCUCUCACUAAAUCCACAAGACAAAUCUGUGAAACAUUUGUUCGUACCUCAACAAUUGUACCUGACAGUAUUUUAAAAGUGUAUGGUUGAUUAUGUAUGUAAGUAUGAGUAGGUAUGAUAGCCACAAUGAAUUUGAAUGAGUGCUAAUUUUAUUACUGCAUACAUGAAUCAUGUGAAUACACGAUUAAAAUGAUUCAUACAGCGGCAUGUUGAAGUGUCUUCUAAUCCAUCGCAGUACACAGCAAGGGAUAAAAUACUGAUGAUACAGUUUGUAACAUCAUUCAUGUUUACUUAUUUAACAUGAAAUAAACCUUUUGUUAUAAACA